UUAUUAGUAGAUGUGUGCUGAUCAAGUGAAACAAGCAUGGUGGCGAUAGCGUGUAUUAUUAUAAAGAAAAACAAAAGGAAAAUUGUCGAGAUGUAAAUAGGAAUAUUUACAAAAACCGAGGUCGCCAUUGAUCACGAAAUCGCAACUCCACAUUGACAAUGGAUAAGGGGGUCUUUCCCUGAUAAAGAACCAAGUUACAUUUUAUUACAAUUUCAUACCUAAAAAAACGAAUUUUGUCCUGAAUCCUGAGUGUCGCCAGAAAGACAAAGAGUGUGGGGCGCCCAUGAGACGAAGCUGCGAGUGUGGUGCCUGCCAGGAGCUUCCCCCUGAGUGAAAAAGAUCCCGAAUCCUUCACCCAUCCCAGGAGCUCCCUCCUCGAACGCCAAGGGAGCGGGGAGAGGCCGCGUCCAAGAUGGAGGGCGUCGCGACGGAGGGCCACAGCGCCCUGGCAACCUCGGAGGAGGAGCUCGCCGCCCUCCGCCAGGGGUCGGUGGAGAAGCCACUCGACCUCAACCAAACUUCCUUCAACCUAACAACACUCGACCUCGACCUUGACUUCGACCUCGACUACUUCAACGGCAGCUCGAACGGCACCUUUGGCAACGGCUCCGACGAGUACGACUACGACUGGUCCCUCGACGAUCUCCUGUAUAGACACUCGUUCGGGGUGGGCACGAUCCUCUGCCUCAGCUACGGCCUCGUCUUCAUCCUGGGCCUCAUCGGAAACUGCUUCGUCAUCGCUGUCGUCUUCAGGACCCCGCGCAUGCGCACCGUCACCAACUUCUUCAUCGCCAACUUAGCCGUGGCUGACGUCCUGGUCAUCGUGUUCUGUCUGCCGGCGACGCUCAUCUCCAACAUCUACUACCCCUGGAUGCUCGGGUGGGUCAUGUGCAAGUUCGUGGCGUAUGUCCAGGGUGUCUCUGUCUCCGCUUCCGUCAACUCUCUGGUCGCCGUUUCCUUGGACAGAUUCGUUUCUCCCUGGUUCCCCCUGAGGCUCCAGAUCACCACCCCGAGGGCCAGGGCCAUCAUCGUCCUAUGGCUGAUCAUGGCCGUGUGCUCAGCCGUCCCCUACCCCGUGCUACUUCGAGACAAGGCGUGUACGAAGACCUCCCGGAGCUGAGGUUGCGUAGAGGACUGGCCCAAUCGUCAAGCUGAGCGCCUUUACUUUCUCAUUGCUCACCUGCUGUUCUGCUACCUGCUGCCGCUGUCUCUCAUCAUCUUAUUCUACGUCCUGAUCUGGUUCAAGGUGGCCAACCGCAACAUCCCCGGUGACACCCGCGAUGCUGCCAUUCACGAGAUGCAGCAGAGGAGCAAGGUCAAGGUCAUCAAGAUGCUGGUGGUGGUGGUCAUCAUCUUCAGUCUGUCUUGGCUGCCGCUGUACACCAUCUUCGCCAGAAUAAAGCUGGGCGACGAGCUGGGCGAGGACGAGGGCGCGGUGCUGGCCAUCAUCGCGCCCAUCUCGCAAUGGCUCGGCUCGUCCAACUCGUGCAUCAACCCCAUCCUGUACGCCUUCUUCAACAAGAAGUAUCGCAACGGCUUCCUGGCCAUCAUGAAGAGCAGGUCCUGCUGCGGCACUCUGCGCUACGACACGUACUCGCAGUCCACCAUGCGCAGGUCCUGCUACCCGGCCUACCGCUCCACCAUCCGGCCCGAGGCGGGGGGCGCCAUGGAGCUGGCCAGGAACACCCACCGUGCGAGCGCAGGCUUCGUGUACACGCUGGACGGGCGCCCGAACCCGCCGCGCUCGCGCUACCAGGCGGGCGGGCGGCAGCGCAGCCUCGCCAACGGCUUCUCGACGGCCCUGAGCCUCGCCGACAGCCUCACCACCACCGAGACCUCCAUCGCGCAGCCCAGCUCGCGCUCCUCCUCCGUCGUGGGCAGCGCCGACGCGGCAGACUCCGAGGACAAGAAGAGCACCUUCACCAACGGCAAGUUGGACGGCGUCGAUUAGGAGGCGGAUCGAAAGGCCGGCAAUCUCACGUGGAAAGAAAGCUGUGCCGUUCCGCAGCCGCAGCUCCCAUGAAGGAGGCGGCGGCGUCUUGCGGAACCCGAGCGCCAGCGCCGAGAAUUCCGCUCGAACUUCCUUCCCGUUUAGAGUGAGUGUAAGUUGUGUUCGGUGUCGACCCCCUCUGCGGUGUCCCUCCUGGCCGUGUGGCUUCAAUCCCUCAGUGACAAUAACUGUA
Messenger RNA from Penaeus vannamei (Pacific white shrimp), 2183 nucleotides. Lineage: Eukaryota; Metazoa; Arthropoda; Malacostraca; Decapoda; Penaeidae. The record is from RefSeq and is a predicted model, not a curated record.